Molecule: messenger RNA, 1348 nt
Organism: Nematostella vectensis (starlet sea anemone)
Lineage: Eukaryota; Metazoa; Cnidaria; Anthozoa; Actiniaria; Edwardsiidae
Product: required for meiotic nuclear division protein 1 homolog
Exons: 12
Coding region: 44-1129 (361 amino acids)
Biological process (GO): positive regulation of mitochondrial translation
Source: RefSeq, a predicted model, not a curated record
GAGCCAUCGUACAGUGUGGCCAGCAGCUUAUACAAAGUUCAAAAUGGCGGCGCGCAAAGCUGUCAAUAUUUCUUGUUCUUUUCUACGAAAACAGUUCCUCGACAGCCACCACAUGCCACACAAGAAUGCUGCCAUGAUGCUCUCAGUCUCCAUUAGAAAUACAAGUCGCUUCUCUUCCACCAAUACCAGAAAAUCACUCCCAGAACCACCCAUGAAGAUACGCCCCAGAAUCAAGUCCUUAUCAAAAGAGCAACCUCCUGCAAUAGAACAAGACGAUCUUUUGUGUGUUGCAUAUUCGUCAAGUGAGCGUUACAAUAUACUAGGACUUAGAGAUGCACUGAGUGUUCAAGAAAAUUACAAGGUCACAUCCCUACCUAAAGAUGCACGGGAUGUUUUAUAUGUUUGCAUUUUUAAUGAUGAGAAAACAGAAACAACUGGUGAAGUUUUUAUUUUCAGGUGGCUUGGUGCACUAGUGUUUUGGAAUGUUGAGCAAAGUGAGAUGCAAAAAAUCAGAAAACUUACAGCUCGGUUUGAAGAAGGGCGAUAUAAUAGGGAUACUAUUGAAGAUGAGAGUGAAGAGCUUCCAUUUACAUAUUCAGGGUCACCAACAAGUUUAGUCAAAGGCAGGAUCAACCUGAAUUCAGAAUCAGAGCCAGAAACUAAACCACUUGAAAAAUUUGCAUUCUCUCAUGCAGUGGCUUUAUCAAUUAAGCUUGGUAUGUGGGAAUCAGUCCUGGAAAAAUAUAUUGACUCCAUAGCCUGGGUGCCAGAGGCAUUAAGUAAAGGGGAACCAUUAAAAUUAUCAAGAAAUGAAGUGCUAGUGAAAACUGGAGAGCUAAUUUCUCUAAGGUAUAAAAUCAACUUAUCCUCGGAUCUCCUAAUGACACCUGAUUUCUACUGGGACCGGGACUCUCUGGAGGGACUGUAUGACACUAUGUGUUCUUAUAUGGACAUCAGGAGACGGACCAAGGUAAUGAAUGAGAAGCUGACGCACUGCAGUGAGCUUGCAGACUUGCUGCGGACACAUCUGAGUGAACGUCAUUCCUUUACCCUAGAGUGGGGAAUCAUCGCACUUAUUGCAAUAGAGGUGUUGUUCGAGAUUGUCCACUUGGUUGAGACACAUUUGUGAAGACAGAGGCAAAGGAUGCUUUUUUAUUAGUAGACGUUAUAGUGAAGGAAAACAAGUGACAGCAGGAUGAGUGAAGCGAUACAACAAUCAAACAAUGCAACCAAGAAACUCAAGGGGUGAAACUUGUAACACCUUGCAUUGCAUUCCAUUCAGCCAGUGAUUUAGAUACCAGACUUAAUACAUCACCAAUAAAAUAAUGGAGUCAGUAUGAAAGUAAAA